AUGCGCGUGUUCGCAGAGGCCCUGCCGCGCGCCAUCCCCAUAACGCUCGCCGUCACGACCGACGCCACCAGCAACACCACCCGCUACCCCUUCCUGGCCAACGUCAUGUCUCCCAAGAUGCUGACCCACGCCUGCACGGGCACGCUUGUGGACGACGACCUGGUGCUGGCCCCCGCGUCCUGUGUGUCUUCGCUGAGCAACAAGGCGGAGCCGCUGCCCAUCGUGCGGGUGGGCACCUACGCGCUGGACGGAAAAGGCGGCCAAGCCGAUUAUGAGGAGCGCCAGACCGUGGAGCAGAGGACCCACGAGCGGUUCACCGGCGACCCCACGGCCGGCUAUGACGUCUCCAUUCUGCGGCUGGACAAGCCCGUGAAGGGCCGCCGCCCCGUCAGGGGUUUCAGGAGCCUCAGGGACGUCGGCAAGGAGGACGAGGCAAUCAUGCUGGGAUGGUUCAAGGCCAGCUCCAUCGGCCCCCCGGCGCUGAGCCUGCAAAUGAUCACCAACAUCGCCCUUGUGGACGAUGACACAUGCAGGACAGUGUUCGACAAACUGCCCAGGGGGACCAUCUGUGCGAUGCCGGAGCUGCGGGCACACUGCGAAUGGGAUCUGGGGGCUCCAUUGCUCCUGUGCGACAAGAAGACCAACACCACCACGUUGGCGGGCUUCGCCUCCUUCGCCAGCCCAACCUGCGGGCAAAAGAACAUGCCGUAUGUGUAUGUCGACCUCGGGGGCGAGCUGCUGUCGUGGGUAGAGCAGAAGGGCUUGAAAAACUCCAAGGUUGAACCAGAGACGCCACAGGAGCACACUGAGCUGUGA
Ostreobium quekettii is the source of this 816-nucleotide messenger RNA. Lineage: Eukaryota; Viridiplantae; Chlorophyta; Ulvophyceae; Bryopsidales; Ostreobiaceae. The record is from the annotation of a GenBank genome assembly.